Messenger RNA from Galeopterus variegatus (Sunda flying lemur), 2579 nucleotides. RefSeq names its product MDM4, p53 regulator (gene MDM4). Lineage: Eukaryota; Metazoa; Chordata; Mammalia; Dermoptera; Cynocephalidae. Gene Ontology annotation, biological process: negative regulation of apoptotic process; regulation of cell cycle; protein ubiquitination. Gene Ontology annotation, molecular function: ubiquitin protein ligase activity. The transcript has 5 exons. Gene Ontology annotation, cellular component: nucleus. The record is from RefSeq and is a predicted model, not a curated record. The coding region runs from base 344 to 1477 and encodes 377 amino acids.
UUAGACUUUAACAAGCUUGUUGCAGUUAAGUUCAUGUGAGGUCAUUUCCUAAAGCCUCCCCAAACCUGGGGAAACUUUAUGAUCAUCUUGGUACAUGGUGAGGGCUUCACAUGUUUUCUGAAUUAUGCCUAAUUUUGUAGUAGGUUAGAGGCUUUAUAUGAUAGCUUGUUUUUAACAGUAGGUGGCCUUGUGCAGAGGUUUUUUCCCCCCCAGGUUUGGGAUUCUCCUAGCUCUGCUCAGAGUGGGUUGAGAAGUGUUGUCUUUACUUGAUGACUGCUGUGAAUUCCAGAGUUUUCUUUCUUGUGUGUAACCCGUUGUGUUGCACACUGACUGGCGAGCCAGAAUGGAACUGCUACAUCCCCUGGUCUCAGUUAUUUCUAUUGCACUGAUAGGCACUUUUCCCUUCUUUCAGCAAAGUGCAGAAGAAAGUUCCAGUUCCAGGAAAAGAACCGAAGAAGGUGAUAUUCCCACACUGCCUACCUCACAGCAUAAAUGCAGAAAUUUUAGAGAAGAUGAAGACUUGAUAGAAAAUUUAUCCCAAGAUGAGACAUCUAGGCUGGAUCUUGGGUUUGAGGAAUGGGAUGUAGCUGGCCUGCCUUGGUGGUUUUUAGGAAACUUGAGAAACAACUAUACACCCAGAAGUAAUGGUUCAACAGAUUUACAGACAAAUCAGGAUAUAGGUACUGCUGUUGUUUCAGACACUACAGAUGACUUGUGGUUUUUGAAUGAGUCAGUAUCAGAGCAGUUAGGUGUUGGAAUAAAAGUUGAAGCUGCUGAUACUGAACAAACAAGUGAAGAAGUAGGGAAAGUAAGUGACAAAAAGAUGGUUGAAGUGGGAAAAAGUGAUGACCUUGAGGAUUCUAAGUCAUUAAGUGAUGAUACUGACGUAGAAGUUACCUCUGAGGAUGAGUGGCAAUGUACUGAGUGCAAGAAGUUUAACUCUCCAAGCAAGAGGUACUGUUUUCGUUGCUGGGCCUUGAGGAAGGAUUGGUAUUCUGAUUGUUCUAAGUUAACUCAUUCUCUCUCUACAUCUGAUAUCACUGCCAUACCUGAAAAGAAGGAAAAUGAAGGAAUUGAUGUCCCUGAUUGCCGAAGAACCAUUUCAGCUCCAGUUGUUAGACCUAAAGAUAUAUACAUAAAGGAAGAAAACUCCAAACUUUUUGGUCCUCGUAACUCAGUGGAAUUCUUGGAUUUGGCUCACAGUUCUGAAAGUCAAGAGACCAUCUUAAGCAUGGGAGAGCAAUCAGAUCACCUUUCUGAACAGAGAACAGAUACAGAAAACACGGAGGAUUGCCAGAAUCUCUUGAAGCCAUGUAGCAUAUGUGAGAAAAGACCGAGAGAUGGGAACAUUAUUCAUGGGAGGACAGGCCAUCUUGUUGCUUGUUUUCACUGUGCCAGAAGACUAAAGAAGGCUGGGGCUUCAUGCCCUAUUUGCAAGAAAGAGAUUCAGUUGGUUAUUAAGGUUUUUAUAGCAUAGUUAAAUGAAUGAAUUGCAGAGAAAUAUUAAAAGGGCCAGGUCAUAUAUCAAAACAUCAGUAUUGAGCAUCUCUACUCAGUAUGACCCACUGCAUGUGUUCAUUUAUUUAUGUAAAUGUUUGUGUUCUGGGACAUUUUUGCUUCUAAACUUAUAUGGAAUUUGAAAGCAAGUUCUUUAGAACUAGAUGAUCAAUUUGGGGACUCCAUUAUGAAAAGUCUACGUCAUUCUCCCUCUAGAGAUGAGGGACUGGAAGGGAACAACUGCCAGUACAAACAUAAGGAUGCAUUCAUUCAUUCACUUACCAAAUUAUUUGAAGAUUAAUCCUUUCUUUAGUUAAAUUUAUUCCCUGCCCUACUGUUAGGGAAUGUUCUUAGACAUCAAAAUCCAGGGUAGCUAUUAGAAAAAUCUUAGAACUAACAAGAAAAAAUAUAAUCUGAUUAGUAAAAUUUUGAAGUGCUGUACAUCACUUUAUGUUGUAGUCAGGCUGCAUGGUUCAGAGAAACCAAAAGAAAAAGUAUUGAAAAACAGGAUUUCUUCCAUGUAUGCCUAGUACAAUGGUUAUCAAAUAUUUUUGCUAACAUACCCAUAAAAUAAUUUUGAAAAAGCAUAUGUAGCUUUUUGCACAUUUUAGAAACUGAGGUGUAAUUAACAUAUAAUAAUGUGUUCCCUUCUGAUGAGUUGUAGAAUCUGAGUAACCAAACAAAACAAGCUAUGGAAUGUUUGCCACUGCGCAAUAUGCCCUUGUGCCCCUUUUCGGGCAGUCCUUCAACCGUUUCUUGGCUCAUCCUAGGUUUUCCUUUUGCACGUCUUUAAUUUGACAUCUAAAUUUUUAAAAUUUAAGUACUUACAAAGGAUAUAUUGUCCAAUAUAUUGUAUAUUACAUAUGUGCUUUAAAGAUAUUUUUAUCGAAAACUUAGAGCUUUAGAUGUAGCUGAUUAAAUUUAUAGAAAAGGUCCUGUCAUAAACUGGCAAAGCCUGUUUUUUUCCUUGCAUGUUAUUUCCAGCACCUGUCCUCAUUUUAAAAUUAAUCAGCCAAAUCAGAUUUAACUUUCAGUCAGAAAAUGUCUGACUUAGUUUUAAUUGAAAUAAAUGCAUUAAGAUA